CGCACCACGCGCGCAACCACCACUAGCUAUGAUAUCAGCUACGCGCCGCUGGUUUCGGCGCAACCGCGCAGGCCUCGCCAUCGGCGCUGGCGUCCUCGGUGCUGGCUAUCUCGCCGGCCAGUACAUCCUCGCCAAGCUCACCGAAGCCCGUCAGCGCAUGAGCGACGAGCGCAUCUCUAGAGAAAACCUGCGCCGCCGUUUCGAGCAGAACCAGGAAGACUGCACCUUCACCGUCCUCGCCAUCCUCCCCACCGCCACCGACAACAUCGUGCAAGCUCUGCUGGUCGAAGAGACCCUGGACGAGUUGCAGAAGCAGAAGAGCGAGCGCCUGUCUCGCAGCGUCGCACCCUCUGACGUUGCACCUACCGAUGCCCCGUCGGAAUCGCCAAGUGCCAAUGAAGACGAUGGCCGGAGCUUGAAGAGCUUCCAAAGUGAGAGUUACGUUCAUGCAAGCCAGAUCGGAGAGGGCCUUGGUGCCAAUGGCGAAGGGGCUCGCCCGCGGCCAAAAAAGACCAAGGCACAACUGUGGAAUGACAUGAAGAUCAACUCCAUCGCACGAGCCUUUACCCUACUCUACACCCUUUCGCUACUUACCCUCUUGACCCGCAUCCAGCUCAACCUCCUUGGCCGUCGCAACUACCUAGCCAGCGUUGUCUCCCUUGCUUCAUCACCCGCACACGGCACGCGUAUCAGUCUCGAGAACCACGAUGACGAUAACAUGGAGCAGUCGUAUGGCAAUGAUUUUGAGACAAACCGCAGGUACCUCUCGUUUAGCUGGUGGCUGCUUCACAGGGGCUAUAAAGAUGUCAUGGAGAGAGUGCUCACUGCCGUGAAGGAAGUCUUUGGGCCGUUGAACCCGCGGGAAGAGAUCACUUUGGAGAGAUUGUCGGAAUUGACUCUCGAAGUGCGGAAGAAGGUCGAGGGCGCAACAGAGGAAGAGCGGAAGUCGGCCAAGUGGUUGACCUAUCUCCUUCCCCCAGCUGGGCAGGAAUCCUAUGUUCUGACCGAAUCCGGCAUGACAACUGGCGAAACUCCAGAGGUCUUUGCUCCCAACACCCCUCUUCGCCGUCUCCUGGAUGAGACGUCCGAUAUUAUCGAUUCGCCUUCUUUCACCCAUGUGCUCACUCGCCUUCUGGACUCUACCUUCUCCGUUCUUGUCGACAACAAGCUUGCCACGUUGUCCUUCAAGUUGCCCCCUGUCUCCGCAUCGACUGCUCGUAUCGUUGAACUCACGGAUCCCAAAUCCGCAAAAACCAAGAUCGCGAACACUCUUGCGGUCUUUUGUCGCCAAGCCCAUGCGAUUGGCUCUGGUACCAACAAUGAAUAUCUCGAGGCUAUGGAAAGCGUGCGCGACCUUGAAGCUUUUGCCGCCGUCGUGUACAGCAGCAAUUUCGACUACGAGGCGCCCGAGGAUACGGGAAAGGGUACGGAGACAAGGCCGACCACUGCUGGGACGUAUGUGGAGGAGCCAGCUCCAUUGGGUGGUGAAGCAAGUAUCAUAGAGAAGGAUUCCGGGUUUGAGGCUGCCUGGGGCAAAGCAAUGGCCAAAGACGAAGGCAAGGGUUCCUCAGUGUAAAAUGAAAGGCGUUGCCGAGGAAGGAGAAUGUACCAUAGCGGUGUUGGUCGGUCGCUGUCACUGAUACCCAGAACUAAGAUCGCCGUUUUGUCUUAGCAUGGCUGUUAAACUCGCUAGCUUUUUGGAUCGCCACCG
Molecule: messenger RNA, 1711 nt
Organism: Aplosporella prunicola CBS 121167
Lineage: Eukaryota; Fungi; Ascomycota; Dothideomycetes; Botryosphaeriales; Aplosporellaceae
Exons: 3
Coding region: 29-1576 (515 amino acids)
Biological process (GO): protein import into peroxisome membrane
Cellular component (GO): peroxisomal membrane
Molecular function (GO): protein-macromolecule adaptor activity
Source: RefSeq, a predicted model, not a curated record